AUGGCCAGGCGACGCUGGAGAUUUGUGACAAUCACGGCGUUCUUGCUGUUCGUGAUAAAAGACACACAGUGUCAAGACGAAAACCACUUUUUCUUUUCGCCGGUAGAAAAAAGUUUUGCUCAAGUUCAACCGCCUGUGUUUCCAAACACUCACCCAUCGACAUUUUAUGAAAAUGGAAAUAAUUAUAGACCUACUCAAACUGCGCAACAAUUAAUCUAUAAUGAGGGUCAGACUGGGUUUCCAAGUCCUAAUUACAAUCAAAAUCCAUCACCUUUUCAGUUACCCACAGGCAGGAGUCAAUCCGGAACCCAGUAUUAUGUAAACCAACCCGAAUUUACUUCACAGCGUCAAAGGUUUAAGCCUGCAUUACCAUAUAACUUUCAAUUAGUUCACCCAGCGUCAACAAAAAGACCAGACUUACCUCAAGUACAUUCCAUAGCGUAUCAAAAUGAUCCAUCCAAACCAGAAACGUUUCUAGGACAAAUCACUUUAAACAAUCCUGAUAUUGACUACUUACAGAACAGCAGAUUCAAAAAUAUGCCAUUCGAUGGUAACAGCUUAAAAAGUAAUGGACAGAGUGGCCAUAUCUUACAUGAUGAGGAUAUUGAAAAUGAUAACCAAGACUUAUACGAUCAGCACAGAGUCACUACUUACAAUCCCCAUAGACUAGCAAGUAAACAAAGACUGAGUAAUAAGCCUAAUGUACCUCGGUUUUCACUUUCUUUGAAUGAGAAUACGCAUAUGGAAAAUUCACCAAGCAGCGCAUUUAAUAGACAUAAAAACUUUGGUACCAAUAAACCAAAGACUAAUUCAUUUCAAAGAACCACUACAGAGUACAAAGGGCUUUUAGAUAUCGAACCCUUACUCGAAGGUGAUAUAAGUGAUAUUAGCUCAUUUAGAGAACUUAUGAAAAACACAGAAGGCUCGUACGAUGUGGAAGUUAUAAAGUCAAAUAACAGUGACUCUGCAGCGAUUGAUAGCAAGCCUGAUGCAAGUUUUAUGAACGCAGAUAAUUAUCCAAAACGAGAACGAUUUGAAGCAAGUAAAAGCACUAAAACUACAACUACAACAACUACCACAACUACAGAGGGUAGUAAUAAUUCCAAUGAGGAAUAUGAUAGUGAAGAAGUAGAAGAUUCCGAAAAAUAUGAAUAUUAUGAUGAUGCAGAUAGUUCUGAAGUAAAUCAUACAAAGGAAGAACCAUAUACCACAGAACAAGCGACCGACAUUUAUGAUGAUUACGAUACUACCGAAGAACCAGAAGCAUCCACACAUGAAUCGAAAAUCAAUACUACACAGUUUGAGGUACUUGUCAUGAAACCAGAAAAAACGAUGGUGCAGGAUGAUAAUUUCAAACAUUUUGUAGACACUACAGUAAUAGAUCAGAGUGAACAUAAAAAUAAAGACAGUGGCCUAAAAUCAGAUUUAUUUAAUAGUUCAGUUGAGUUUGAGGAUGAUAUAACAUCUAUCGAAAUUCCAUCAAUUUUAGGUCAAGAAGUAGUUUCAGUUGUGACAACAAAAAGUGUGGUGAAUGGAACCAUAUCGGUGCCUGAUGUUACUUUUGCACCAAGCACAACAAAACUUAGCGCCACAACAGAAGUUAGUUCAUUUACUAAUCAAACUAACGAUACGUCUAAUCCAGUAACAACCGAAAGUUGGAUUGUAGUUGCUUCUGUUCAGACGAGCAGAAGUGUAUCUGGUGCUCGUUUUUUGCCGUUCCCAACAGUGGAGCAAGAAGAAAAGAAACAAGUUUUGACAGAUGACAAAGAAUUUGAAGAAGACGAAGAAGAAGAAGAGGAGGAAUCAGUUACAAAAGACCCAAGUUUGGAACAAGAAACUGUUGGUUUUACAAGCAGUUCCUCAUCUACAGAAAAUAUUAACGAUAAAUUAGAUAGCAUACAGUCUGAGUUAUCAAGUGCAGUUUUGUCUGGGUCAUUGAACAAUGAAAAUAAAAAUAUUGAACUUAUUACUGAAUCGACUACAGAGCAAAGUACUACAACUACCACAACAACGACUACUCCUGGACCAAUAAAACUCUUCACUUUAAAGAGCACACCACCCACUGUUGAAGCUGAAAAGUCUUUACCCGAACCAUUACCAGUUCAAAUAAAAAAAUUUGCCCCGAGGGUUACAACUUCUACCACACCAAAACCAAAGAAAAAAUUGGUGACUGUGAUGGAUGAUUUAUCUGGCCUAUUACCUUCAGGGUAUAAGUCAAGGCAUUCCUAUAAAGACAAACGAACGAGUACAACUUCGACUACGACAACCACAACAACUACUAGUGCACCAAUUACUUCUUCCAGUGAGAUACCAAUAAUUAAUGGGACUCAAGGCCGAUCGUCAGGAAUUAGUGCAAAAAACAAAGUAAUUAUAUUAGACUACAAAUCUCUUCUUCCUAAAGAGUACAAGCCGAAAGAAAAUAAGCCUCAGGAAGACAUCGUGAAGAAAAUAGCAAAGGAUGAUAUUAGUAAAUUAUUGCCAGUUAAUUACAAGGAACCAAGUACAGAAACAUCAGUUUCAAAAAAACCUAUAAAAUUAGAUAUAUUAGAUAAAAUUCAAGAAGUUGACAUAUCAGCAUUCUUACCAAAAGAUUAUAAAUUAAACAUUACUACAACUACAUCAGAAAAACCCAAAGUGGACGUUAAAAUACCUACGAACGCUAUGCCCGUAGACAUAUCAGCCUUUUUACCACCUGGUUUUAAAUUAGGUGAUAAAACAUCUAUCGAAACUAAAGUAAAAGUAGCAGACAUUUCAAGCUUAUUGCCUCCUGGUUUCAAACUGAAUGAAACUGAUAAUCCUCCUCAAUCUCUUAGUAGCACAACUAAGGCUCCAGGCGGCUUCAAACUGGUAUUCCCCUCACGGCCCGGUGGCAAAACAAUCAGAAAAACGACCACUACUAAACCAAUAGGUAUUAGUCCAGUUGCUCCAAAGAUACAAAAGGGUUGGCCUACAAGGGCUUCUACUGAAUUCACUGGUUGGCCUUCACCAUCUACAACACCAUUCUCAAUUGAGAAACUUCUAGAAGCUCAAAGGAAUGCUACAGCUUCAAGCCCAAUAGUGGAAUUUAGUACUGAGGCAACGACGAGACGCAUUUCAACUACGACCACAACUACUCCUGCUCCACCUCCAUCAACCACUCCAGGUGUAUGCCGAACUGAGUGCGAUAUUGCAGCAACUAUCAAAAUUGUUUCAGGAGUCAAAUGGAUACCGGAAUUAUUAGACCAUCAUACUGAUGAAUGGCAACGCCUUGCUGAUGAAGUAAAGGAAGAGUUGAAUUCUGUCUAUUCUAAAUCUGAUUAUCUUCGUAAAUGGUACAAAGGCAUUCGGAUUGAUGGAUUUACUAAAGGUUCUGUUCUUGUCGACUACUUUAUUGAACUGAAAGAAGUUGAAGAUAAAGUAGACACAUUAGACUUGAAAAAAAUGUUUCACAAAUCGCUACAUGAUGCAAAACCUGGUUCUGUAACUGAGACGGUAACAGAAGAACCUGAUGAAUUUGAUCCUGAUGUGAUGCUUGGAGAUCAACCUGACGAAGAAAGGAUGAAAAAGAGUAAUGAAAAAAUGACUAAAACUAUAGACAAAUCUGCAGGAAAACUAGAAAUAGGAAAGUUUGUCAUGGAUCCUGCGUAUACUGAAUUUAUAGUUUUACCAAAGCGUGAGGAGCCUAAGCCAGUAGAACCCGAAGGAGAGUCAUUUUUACCUCAAUGGGGUAUCGCUGUGAUUGUUAUAGCGAUGGCGUCUCUUCUCUUUGUAGUAAUAUUUGGCGUCACAGUGCUUGUUAAUCGCCAGAAGAGCGCCAAGGCUAAACAACCAAUACCACUUAGCGAAGAUAUGCUCAGAGAACUAGAUAAGAGUCAUAUGGGUGGCUUCGACGACGUGCAUCAAUUGAAAGAUCGUGAACUCCCAUACUUGCCAUCUGGAAAACGUAUGUCAACUGCGUUUAUCGAGCAGUUGGCUUACCCUAACCCUGGUGACUCUUGGCGAUCGGAGUGGACUCCACAGGUUCAGAAAUAUAUGCAGCAUUACACAGCUGAUUCUGGUCGAGGUUCACAGGUCUAUGGACCUGCUGCAAAUCCAUACGGAUACGGCGGCUCGCAACUCUACGGGCAGACAGGAGGCGGGUCUCAAGUGUACGGUUACACGGGCGAGUACCCAGCCCCGCGCUCGCACUAUUCACGUCGUCGCUCUGAGUACGACAGCAACUUCUAG
Arctia plantaginis is the source of this 4206-nucleotide messenger RNA. NCBI's taxonomy places the organism in Eukaryota, Metazoa, Arthropoda, Insecta, Lepidoptera, Erebidae. The record is from the annotation of a GenBank genome assembly.